This is a messenger RNA of Oncorhynchus kisutch (coho salmon), 6987 nucleotides long. Its product is annotated as diacylglycerol kinase alpha. Gene Ontology annotation, cellular component: plasma membrane. Bases 299 to 2503 code for a protein of 734 amino acids. Gene Ontology annotation, molecular function: ATP-dependent diacylglycerol kinase activity; calcium ion binding. The transcript has 24 exons. The record is from RefSeq and is a predicted model, not a curated record. Gene Ontology annotation, biological process: phospholipase C-activating G protein-coupled receptor signaling pathway. Lineage: Eukaryota; Metazoa; Chordata; Actinopteri; Salmoniformes; Salmonidae.
GGUCAAAGUGCGCGCAGAUGACAGUUCGAGGCGGUGCUUUCAGGCUAUGCUUUAUUGCUCGGGAGGGGGACAUUACUGAGUCGGGCGUGGGAGUCAGGCAAUCUUUCCUAUUCUAUCUGGAUAAAUGAAAGCUGACAACUAGACCACUUUAUUGCAGCGUCCAUCACAGACUGUCUCGGGCAUCUUGCUGCGUCUAAAACUUUGAAUUGUGCCCCCUCGCCGAGGAGCACUCCAACCCGCUCGAAGAAGAACGACGGCCGGACAACGCUCAUCAUCGCGAAAUAUAGACGCAGGCAGCAUGUCCGCCCCCACAGACCCAGAGGUGAAGGAGCUGAACCCAGUCGACUUCAUCCAGCUACAGCAGUACAUUGACUACUGCACGCUGAAGGUUAAAGAUGUGCUGAGGGAAUUUGAUGCAGAUGGCAGGCUGGCCCAGCACAGACAUGGAGAGUGUAUCAAUGAGGAGGGCUUCCGUCUCUUCCUGAAGACCUAUCUGGAGGUGGAGGACUUCCCUAAGGAUCUCUGCCAGCGCCUCUUUCGAUCCUUCCAGAGCGGAACUGAACCUGACGGGCAGGACAAUGCUAAAGAGGUAUUUUUGAAGGACGUUUCGUGUUACUUCUCCCUGUUGGAGGAUGGCCAGCCCAGAGACAAGCUGGAGUUUGCUUUCAAACUGUACGACAGAGAUGGCAAUGGCGUCCUUGACAGCUCCGAGGUGGACCGGAUCAUUGCUCAGAUGAUGCACGCUGCAGAUUACCUCGGUUGGGAUGUGUCUGAGCUGAGACCAGUGCUAAAGGACAUGAUGACGGCCAUCGACGCAGACAGCAGUGGCACGGUCUCUCUGGAUGAGUGGGUGGAGGGAGGAAUGAACAACGUCCCCCUGCUGGUGUUACUGGGUCUGAAGAUGACUCAGAAGGAUGGGCAGCACCUAUGGAGGAUGAAGCAUUUCAACAAGCCUGUCUACUGCAACGUGUGUCAGAGCAUGCUGCUAGGACUAAGGAAACAGGGGCUUUGCUGCACCUGCUGUAAAUACACGGUCCAUGGACGGUGUGCCAACAUAAACCCAGCUCCCUGUACCAGGACCUAUGUCAAAUCUAAGAAAGACACAGGGGUUCCAACCCAUGACUGGGUCAGUGGGAACUGUGACUCUGGGAAGUGUGACAAGUGUCAGAAGAAGAUCAAGAGUUAUCACGGGCUGACGGGAAAACACUGUGUCUGGUGUCACUCCAUGCGCCAUGAUGACUGUGCCUCCCAGGAGCCCUCCGACUGUAACUGUGGACCUCUCAGAGACCAUAUCCUCCCCCCCUGGGCUAUCUACCCUGUUAUAAAGGAGAGGUCAAACAGCAUAAAGAACGUCUCCUCAAGCUCAGCUGACGACAGUGACCACAACACCACUCCUGAUGGACAGGUGCUUCAGAUUAAUCCGGUACCAGACACUCAUCCUCUUCUAGUGUUUGUGAACCCUAAAAGUGGAGGCAAGCAGGGAGAAAGAGUUCUGCGCAAAUUUCAGUAUUUGCUGAAUCCACGGCAGGUGUACAACCUCUCCAAUGGUGGACCUGGACCGGGGCUGUGCUUCUUCAGAUCUCUGAAGGAUUACAGGAUCUUGGUUUGCGGAGGGGACGGCACUGUGGGCUGGAUACUUGAUGCCAUAGACAAAGCCAAUCUUCAAGUGCGGCCACCUGUGGCUGUGUUACCCCUGGGCACAGGAAAUGACCUCGCACGUUGUCUUAGAUGGGGAGGAGGUUAUGAUGGGACAGAUCUGUGUCGUAUCCUGAAGGAGAUUGAGGUCAGCACCCCGGUGCUGAUGGACCGCUGGAAUGUAGAGGUGAUCCUAGAGGACCCCCAUGAGACAGGAGACCCUGUGCCUUAUGAGAUCAUCAACAACUACUUCUCCAUCGGAGUGGACGCCUCUAUUGCCCACCGUUUUCAUACGAUGAGAGAGAAACACCCCCAGAAAUUCAACAGCAGAAUGAAGAACAAGUUGUGGUACUUUGAGUUUGCCACCUCAGAGACCAUCUCCGCUUCGUGCAAGAAACUGAAUGAAUGUCUUACAAUUGAGUGCUGCGGCACCCCAUUAGACCUGAGUGGCCGUUCUAUGGAGGGGAUCGCUGUCCUCAACAUUCCCAGCAUGCACGGUGGAUCCAACCUGUGGGGAGAAGCAAAGAAGAGUGAAUGCAAGUGCUUGAUGAAUCCUCAGGAAAUGCCUGUGGUUAUUGUUGACCCUGAAGUCUUGAAAGUCAGUGGACAAGACGUCAGUGACCGGCGUUUGGAGGUGGUUGGCCUCGAAGGGGCCAUGGAGAUGGGACAGAUAUAUACAGGACUUAAGAGCGCUAUACGACUAGCAAAAACCUCCCAGAUCACAAUCAGGACGAAGAAACCUUUACCGAUGCAGAUAGACGGAGAGCCCUGGAUGCAGCCACCCUGUACGAUUCACAUCACACACAAGAACCAGGCCAGUAUGCUGAUGGCUCCCCAGGGCCGGUCCAGCUUCUUCAGCUCAAAGUAGUAGCCUGCUCCCCUGGCUUCAAGCUGUAACAUGGCUGGCCUGUAUACACUUGCUUAUUAUUGUACAUUUUGUUAAAGGCCCAGUGCAGUCAAAUGUGAUUUUCCUGUGUUUUAUAUAUAUUUCCUCUCUGAGGUUAGAGUAAUAUUGUGCAAAUUAUUAUAAUGUCCUUUUAGUGCAAGAGCUGUUUGAAGAUACUGCCUAACAUUUCUGCCUGUUUUGCUGUGAAGGAGUUUUGGCCAUGGUAGUAAGUUAGCGAAUAGACUGAUAAGAAAUAGUUCCAAACCUCUCUGUCAGUGUCAACAGAUGUGGUAAAGAGGUCAAUGGAAGUUGACCAAAACAAGGAAAAUGCCAUGGAAACACGGUGGGGUGGAGAUCCUGAAAAAUGUGCCUACAUUUGCAUUUAUGCUAUUGUUUGUGUAUUUCACACUAUGUUGAGGUAGAAAUAGGAGUAUAAUGCUUGUAUGGAUGUCAACCCCAAUACAUGUUAAAUCAAAUCAUCUUCACCAAUCAAGUCCUCAAUCAACUUCAAUAUAGUUGAAAACAACUUUGAUUACCACCACUGAUUUCUGUGUGCUUCCAGCUUAUACCAACCGGACUUAGCAUUUAGCAGUCACUUCUUCUAAACCUGAAAAGGGACAACUUAUUGAUGUUAUGCAGCUAAAACAGCCAAACAUAUCCAAAUCCAGACUUCAGUAACCAGACUUAUCCAGACUUCAGUAACUUCAGUUCCAUGCUUCCUCUGGAAGCAACGUCAGCAGAAGAACUGUUUCAUUGGGAGAUUCAUGAAAUGGGUUUCCAUGGGCGAGCAGCCUAAGAUCAAAAUGCGCAAAGCCAAGCGUUGGCUGGAGUGGUGUAAAGCUCGCCACCAUUAGAGCAGUGGAAAUGCUUUCUCUGAAGUGAUGAAUCACACUUCACCAUCUGGCAGUCCGACGGACUAAUCUGGGUUUGGCAGAUGCCAGGAGAACUCUAACUGCCCGAAUGCAUAGUGCUAACUGUAAAGUUUGGUGGAGGAGGAAUACUGGUGUGGGGCUGUUUUUCAUGGUUCGUGCUAGGCCCCUUAGUUCCAGCGAAAGGAAAUCUUAAUACUACAGCAUACAAUGACAUUCUAGACGACUCUGUGCUUCAAACUUUGUGUCAACAGUUUGGGAAAAGCCUUUUCCUGUUUCAGCAUGACAAUGCCUCCGUGCACAAAGCGAGGUCCAUACAGAAAUGGUUUGUUGAGAUCGGUGUGGAAGAACUUCACUGGCCUGCACAGAGAGGCCUUACCUCAACCCCAACGAACACCUUUGGAAUUAAUUGGAAUGUCGACUGCGAGCCAGGCUUAAUCACCCAACCUCUCUAAUGCUCUUGUGGCUGAAUGGAAGCAAGUACCCACAGCAAUGUUCCAACAUAAUAAAACAUAAUUCGAUAUAUCACCCAGCCCAAAUUGUGGGCCUGUUAAAAUGCAUCAAUCGUGACGGAUUUGACGAAUAUCCACUUUGUUAGAUCAGAUUUGUUGGUUGUCCACCAAUCCGGCAUCCUCCUAUCCCCCGUGGUCUGCAUUCCGUUGACCUCUUUAUCGCAUCUAUAACAGCUCAUUGUCAGUUUUCCCCUCCCCACUCAGACCACUCCCAGACAGUCCACGCAAAAUUCUUGCUUGAGGAAUUGCCCUUUACUUAGAAGUUAUUUUUGACCAUUUUAAAUGAAAACACCACAGUAAGGUAUUUAAUUGCUACGUAGAAAUGAUUUGAUAUUGAGGUAAAAACGGUUACAUUGGACCUUUUUAAAUGACUGAAGCAACUUGGUUUGUCAAACAGUUGGUAUGUGCAUGUUUUAGAGAGAUGUUGACCAACAUUUUCAGAAAGUUCAGUAGGUAUGUUUUUGUUCUGCCACAAUGCAAGUCUAUAUUAUGAAAGCCUUACAAACUACAGCUGUAGAUUAACUUGAUGUCCACAGUUAUAUAUUUAAGCUAAGAACUUAGUGUGCCUUUUGUCAUAAUUUAGCCAAAUUCAUCUAAUGCAUUUUCUAAUUUGUUAUUCUAUUUUAGUAGGAUCAUUUUAAAUGUGUGUAUGUACAGUACCAGUCAAAAGUUUGGUCAGUUUGCGUGUGUCUCAUUCAAGGGUUUUUCUUUAUUUUUACUAUUUUCUACAUUGUACAAUAAUAAUAAUGAAGACAUCAAAACAAUGAAAUAACACAUAUUUUUACUGUUAUUUUACUGCUGCUCUCAACUGCAUUGUUGGUUAAGGGCUUGUAGAGAGAAUGCCAAGCAUGUGCAAAACUGUCAAGGCAAAGGGUGGCUACUUUGAAGAAUCUAAAAUAUAUUUUGAUUUGUUUAACACUUUUUGGUUAAUUCCACAUGUGUUAUGUAGUAUUUAAUUGUUUUCACUAUUAUUCUUCACUAUUAUUUGACAAUGUAGAAAAUAGUAAAAAUAAAGAAACCCUUGAAUGAGUAGGUGUGUCCAAACUUUUGACGUGUGUGUGUGUGUGUGUGUGUGUGUGUGUGUGUGUGUGUGUGUGUGUGUGUGUGUGUGUGUGUGUGUGUGUGUGUGAGAACUGAGCAAAAAAAGAAACGUCCCUUUUUCAGGACCCUGUCUUUCAAAGAUAAUUCAUAAACUCCAAAUAACUUCACAGAUCUUCAUUGGAAAGGGUUUAAACACUGUUUCCCAUGCUUUUUUCAAUGACCCAUAAACAAUUAAUGGACAUGCACCUGUGGAACGGUUGUUAAGACACUAACAGCUUACAGACGGUAGGCAAUUAAAGUCCCAGUUAUGAAAACGUAGGACACUAAAGAGGCCUUUCUACUGACUCUGAAAAACACCAAAAGAAAGAUGCCCAUGAUCCCUGCUAAUCUGCGUGUACUUGCAUGAGGCAAGGAGGCAUACGGACUGCAGAUGUGGCCAGGGCAAUAAAUUGCCAUGUCCGUACUGUGAGACGCCUUUGACAGUGCUACAGGGAGAUAGGACGGACAGCUGAUCCUCGCCGUGGCAGACAACAUGUAACAACACCUGCACAGGAUCGGUACAUCUGAACAUCACACCUGCAGGACAGGUACAGGAUGGCAACAACAACUGCCCGAGUUACACCAGGAACGCACAAUCCCUCCAUCAGUGCUCAGACUGUCCACAAUAGGCUGAGAGAGGCUGGACUGAGAGCUUGUAGGCCUGUUGCAAGGCAGGUCCUCACCAGACAUCAACAACAUCGCCUAUGGGCACAAACCCACCGUCGCUGGACCAGACAGGACUGGCAAAAAGUACUCUUGACUGACGAGUCGCGGUUUUGUCUCACCAGGGGUGAUGGUCAGAUUCGCGUUUAUUGUCGAAGGAAUGAGCGAGGCCUGUACUCUGGAGCGGGAUCGAUUUGGAGGUGGAGGGUCCGUCAUGGUCUGUGGCGGUGUGUCACAGUAUCAUCGGACUGAGCUUGUUGUCAUUGCAGGCAAUCUCAACGCUGUGCGUUACAGUGAAGACGUCCUCCUCCCUCAUGUGGUACCCUUCCUGCAGGCUCAUCCUCACAUGACCCUCCAGCAUGACAAUGCCACCAGCCAUACUGUUCGUUCUGUGUGUGAUGUCCUGCUGUGUUCUGCCAUGGCCACCGAAGAGCCCAAAUCUCAAUCCCAUCGAGCACGUCUAGGACCUGUUGGAUCGGAGGGUGAGGGCUAGGACCAUUCCCUCCAGAAAUGUCCGGGAACUUGCAGGUGCCUUGGUGGAAGAGUGGGGUAACAUCUCACAGCAAGAACUGGCAAAUCUGGUUCAGUCCAUGAGGAGGAGAUGCACUGCAGUACUUAAUGCAGCUGGUGGCCACACCAGAUACUGACUGUUACUUUUGAUUUUGACACCCCCCCCCCCUCCCCCUUUGUUCAGGGACACCUUAUUCAAUUUCUGUUAGUCACAUGUCUGUGGGACUUAUUCCGUUUGGCUCAGUUGUUGAAUCUUAUGUUCAUACGAAUAUUGACAGUGAAAGGACUUUUCUUUUCUUGCUAAGUGUGUGUGUGUGUGUGUGUGUGUGUGUGUGUGUGUGUGUGUGUGUGUGUGUGUGUGUGUGUGUGUGUGUGUGUGUGUGUGUGUGUGUGUGUGUGUGUGUGUGUGUAAAUAUGGUCAUUGAAAGUCUAGAUUUUUCUAGGAUGUAUUAAGCUAUGAAAUAUUUUGAAUUGCAAUGCAUAAAGCUUGUGGUAAUAUACCCACAAGUCAUAAUUAAUGCAGAUUGUAUUUGAAAUGAUUAUGCGCUCAUUAGUGCUUCUGUAUGUAAGCAGGAAACCCUUUGCCCCAAUGUCCUAAGACCAAACCACAUUGAAUUGUUUUAAAAGCAGACCUUAAAAUAAGCUUUUAGUUGUAAUAUAUUGAGUGACCGUUUGGAUUGAAAACGAAUUGUUUACUUCUCUCUCAAUGCAAGGCAUCCGUUUAUCUUAUUGAAUAUAUCUAAUUGGAGGUUAGCCAUAUCAUAAAUCCUGAGAAUGUUAAAAAAUAUUUCAAAUGAUGCUGUAUAUAUUUCAAUAAACCAUCAUGACAUGA